AUGAUCGCCAGAAAGAAUCAUGCUACUCAAUUGAUUUUGAGAAAGUUUGGGAGCACACUCGCGAUCAAUUCUUCAUCCGCUCAAGCACAGCAUAGUAGUUUUCAAAUGAAUGAAGCACUUCCAAAAGUUUUGGAAAAAUCAACUACCAGCCGAAGUAGAUGCAUCAAAGAGGUUCUGGCGGAAAGAACCAAGAAUCAACAAGCAGUUCACACGAGCUUUUCAGAAAGUGGUACCACAGAGCGGCAACGUGCUUUGGGCUCAAUCAGAGCUCUUCUCACAGCUGGAGAUUACGCGGGACUGCUAGCGGAAUUUUUCAAUCGUCAUAAAAUGGACAGUACCUCUAUAUCAGAGAUUUUUGCUCGUGAUAUGCUCUCUCCUCUUGAGUUUUCAACGUUUGUCAACCGAAUUCUCACUCGGAAAACUGACGAUCAAUUCGCAAAAUUUCUAACGGGAGCCAGUUUCAACGAAGCUGCUUUUCAACUGUUUGAAAUCUAUCGCAACACUGUAAACCCCUCCUGCAUGACACCUUUGCAAUUACACGACCUUAAUGAAUUCAUUAGAUAUUUUCUGAGGGUGGAUCAGUUGAAGAGAGCACAAAUUGUUCUACAGUUUAUAUUAGACUGCAACGAUGGAGAGCUCCCGAGAGAUACAAAGAGUGCAUCUCAUUUUCUUCAAUGUAGAUGUGGCGCUCUUCCACGCAAUUGGAAAGUUAAUCGAGUGCGUUUGAAAGAUGCCACUAGGCCUGCUACGCGGCGCGUGCAGCGCCCAAACAGUUACAAGGCGUUCGAUCGAAAAGUUCUUUUACAACUGUUGAAUGACAUUCGAAACCCAAACAGCGUCUGGCAAAGUCUGACCGAUACGAGAUUGGAAUCUUCGCUGAUCUACGCACUAGGAUUCACAGGCCAGCUGCAUUUGCUCGAACAACAUGUUUAUGAUUCGUGGGGGGUCCAGUGCGAUCAUAAAUGGCCUAACGCUGUCAGAGAAAGAGUUCCUCCCAAUUCUGACAUCUUAAUUGCCAUAUUGUCCUCAUUUGCGAGUCAAAAUGAGCUGACAUCUGCUUUGAGACUUUUAGACGCUUUUAUCAAGCAAUUUCCUCAACUGGAGCUCUCUCCACUAUUUUGGCGGCGCCUUUUCCAAUGGAAUGCCAUAUCUUGGGACAGACCAGCAGAUCCUAAGGCAAAGAUAUUUAAGGAUUGUUGGGAAAUCAUGAUAGAUUGGCAUAAGACCCGUAGAAGGCCCCUCCAAAUGGACACAGUGCUAUUUACCGAAAAGUUCAAAAUUUUAAAACUCACGGGAGAUUAUAAGGAAGCUAUGAAUAUCCUGGAAACCUGUCUCUCACCUUUAUACAUGCGUCCUCAACUUUCAGCUGGCGAAGCUUCUUUACUACAAAAAUGGCAAAAACUUAUAAUAAAAAGCAUGGUUUCCCGGCAGAGCAAUCUCAAAGCCUCACAAUUUAUCAAAGAAUGGUCCUUUAGCCGGCAAAAUGAACUUUUAUUAAGAGACUAUUUCGAGGCAAGGAAAAGCAUCUAUAUUCGGAAGAUCGAACGAAAAAUUCAAGAACACGCGUCCAUUCAAAGAUCCUACGAUGAAGAGGAAGAAGACGAUAUGCUUCUUGGGAAACUUUGGUAG
Molecule: messenger RNA, 1629 nt
Organism: Lachancea mirantina
Lineage: Eukaryota; Fungi; Ascomycota; Saccharomycetes; Saccharomycetales; Saccharomycetaceae
Source: the annotation of a GenBank genome assembly